GGUGUGUCCGUGGAAUCUGAGGAGAAAGAUGGCUGCGGGACGAAGGGAGAGGUUGACAAAUCUGAGAUUCGCUGUUUGAGGAUAGACAGGUUACGGCGGAGGACGAAGCGGAAAACAGCACUCGCUUGCGUGUGUGUGGAGGAGUCUAUGUAUCGGUAUGGAGUAUAGUGCCGACAGCAAACUGGAUGACAGGGAGUGCAGACAAGCCUCUCAUGCUCACACACUGAUCACUGGUGUACAGUGACUGUUGCUGCAGACUUCAGCAGGAUUCCAUCCUUUCUAUGAUUUUACCUCUUAUUUCUUCAAGCUGGACUCUUCAUUUCUUGAUUUUUGGACGCCUUUUGUGAGCCGCCUUACCCCCCUUUCCCCUUUUCCCUUUUCUCUCCCUCUCCACACUUCUCUUCCCUCUCUCCCCUUCAUUCUUCCCUGUUGAGCUUUUGAUCAAAUUUGGAUCAGCCUGUGCACUAAGAUGAGUUGGCUGAGUCGUUUAAAUCCAAGAGGUCCAGGCACUUGGACCAGUCGACAUGCAGCCCCAUCCAGCCCAUGCACUGCCGACCCUGAGACUUGUCUUAUGGUGUUUGAGAACCACUGGAGACAGGUGUCAGGGGUGUUGAAACAGAGAGAGUCUUCAGUGGGCUGCUAUGCCGAUGAUCUCACUGCAGUUCGCAAUCACACAGAUCAGAUGCUGUGCCUGCUAGCUGAAGAGAGACCAGCGGGGGGAGACAUUGAAUCACCAGCAAUGGGUCCUAUUCUGGAGAUGGUGGUGGCAGAAAACAUCCUUGAUGAGUUGGUACAAUGGCAUUUGCGCCGUGGUCUGGAUCCAGACAGCCAGCUGGAGCUGUUGAAAUUGUUUGAGAUGCUGAUAGGACAGUCACAUCAGCCCCUGCUCCUGCACAGUCCAGUGCUACAACCGCUCCUAAGCCUGCUGGGAGCAUGUGUGGAUCCCCAGCUGGGCUGCCCUGCUGCCCUAGAGUCCAGCCUCGUACUGCUGCUAAAUCAGGUGUUUGACAGGCAGAUGCUGACACCUGUUUGA
This is a messenger RNA of Sinocyclocheilus rhinocerous, 1033 nucleotides long. RefSeq names its product FTS and Hook-interacting protein homolog. The coding region runs from base 470 to 1033 and encodes 187 amino acids. Lineage: Eukaryota; Metazoa; Chordata; Actinopteri; Cypriniformes; Cyprinidae. Gene Ontology annotation, biological process: endosome to lysosome transport; endosome organization; early endosome to late endosome transport. The record is from RefSeq and is a predicted model, not a curated record. The transcript has 4 exons. Gene Ontology annotation, cellular component: FHF complex.